AUGUAUAUGAUAAGAGAUAUAACUAAUAUGUAUUGUCAUCUAAUGAAGCUCAAAAAGAGAGUAGAAAAAGAAGUAAAAACCACAACAAAAUUGUAUUCAUAUGUAGUAGAAAUUAAAAACGUUACAGAAAAGAUUAAUCAGAAGAUGAAGGAAACAUGUGGGCAAAAAUGGUGUAGACAACGAAGAAACACUGAAGUUGUAUGCAACUUUAUUGCAUUUCUUACAGGAUUGGAUUAUGGUGUUGUUAUUUCCACUUUGGUUCUUUACCUAAAAGAUUUAGUGCAAGUUGAUAAUCCAAAUCUGUACUACGCUAUUGUAAUAGGGACUUUCUCUCUGAGCUCCAUAUUAGUUGGAACUAUUGGCGGUCAUAUUGUUGAUCAAACCAGAAAUUUGAAGAUGUUUACAAAUUUAGUUUUAUUGUUAAUGCUAAUUGGUAAUCUUUUAUAUGUCAUAUAUCUCCAUCCAGCGUUUUUAAUUAUUGGAAGAUUUCUCGCUGGUUUUGGAGAUUCAUUUUUUAGUGGUUCUGCUGGCGAGUUGGUUCGCUUGCAUAACCGGAAAGAUGCAACGAAGGCAAUUUGGAUUAUUUCUGCAGCAUUUGCCAUUGGAUUUAUCAGCGGCCCGGCUUUUGCAGUAAUAUUUAAAGGAAUUAAUUUCAAAAUUGGAUCAUUGGUUGUUAAUUACUUAAACUUUGUCGGAGUAUUCAUUGCUGGUUUAUCGUUCAUUCUAAUCUUCAGUUCAAACAUACUAUUGCCUGAUGAGCCGCUAGAUUUAAAUUUUGUCGAAAAAACAGAACCAGAAGAUGAUCAAAAUGACUCGAGCUAUCAUAAAGGUGAAAAUAGCAAGCCUGCGAGAAUAGAAAUGGAAAAUCUUAAUGUUGUAAAAACCUUAGCAACCAAACAAGUGAUUUCUCUUUUACUAACAGACAAGGACGUUUUGCUUAUAUACAUUACAUCGCUUAUUUCCAUGUACAGUAAUUUUGGCUUGGAUAUUGUUUUACCAUUAAUAGUGUAUGAGUUACUGGAAUGGAGUCAACUUGCAUUGACAGUAAUACUAAUUAUCAGUUCACUUACGUUCUUUGCCAUGCUGUGCGUAUUUUCAAAAUUCUGCACAACAGAUCGAAGGGAAUAUCAUGCUUUUUUAAUUUGCACGUGUUGUUCUUUAAUCUGUUUGGUUGUUAUAUUAGAGUUUAAUGUGCUAACACGGAGUUUUAGAAGAGAUGUUUUGCUGAUAACUGUAUUUGUCAUCUGCUACUCUGUUGUUUGGUUCCCUGAGCAGGUAUUUAUGAAAAGCAUCAUAGCUAAGAUAGUUCCUCCAAGUAUCCAAAGCUUUACCCAAGGUUCAAGGUCCGCAAUAUCAAGGUUUUCUGGUAUAAUUUCUGCGAUUACGACACCGUUGCUGAUGCCAUGGAUUCACAUUUGGGCUUUUGUUCUAAUUAUUAUGGUUACAUGUAACUUGGUUUGUUUAGUAAUCAGAGGAAAGUCAUUGACAAACAUUAAGGUUAUUUCACGAAAAAAGUGA
Messenger RNA from Hydractinia symbiolongicarpus, 1518 nucleotides. RefSeq lists its product as uncharacterized. The transcript is spliced from 3 exons. NCBI's taxonomy places the organism in Eukaryota, Metazoa, Cnidaria, Hydrozoa, Anthoathecata, Hydractiniidae. Gene Ontology annotation, molecular function: transmembrane transporter activity. The record is from RefSeq and is a predicted model, not a curated record. Bases 1 to 1518 code for a protein of 505 amino acids. Gene Ontology annotation, biological process: transmembrane transport.